Messenger RNA from Westerdykella ornata, 2332 nucleotides. Its product is annotated as phenylalanyl-tRNA synthetase alpha chain. Gene Ontology annotation, biological process: phenylalanyl-tRNA aminoacylation. Gene Ontology annotation, molecular function: ATP binding; tRNA binding; phenylalanine-tRNA ligase activity. The coding region runs from base 349 to 1962 and encodes 537 amino acids. The record is from RefSeq and is a predicted model, not a curated record. The transcript has 6 exons. Lineage: Eukaryota; Fungi; Ascomycota; Dothideomycetes; Pleosporales; Sporormiaceae. Gene Ontology annotation, cellular component: cytosol; cytoplasm; phenylalanine-tRNA ligase complex.
AAACUUGCUAUUUCAUGAUUAAGGUAAACCACACUGUCAUUUUGACUUCCCAUAAUCUCGAAACUUUGUCAACUGCAUUCCCCUCCAUGGAAAGACGAGCAUGCUCUGCACUCUGCUUUCCUCAACUGGAUACUAUCUCAGCCAAUCAUAAAGCCCUACUUCUUGGCAAAAUUACCCCACGCCAUGCCGCCGGAGGAACUUCGGCGUCGAAUUUCAGGUCGACUCAUCGUGUUGUGCAACGUUCAUGUAAACAUCAGUCGCCGGUACUAGUCACUCUCUUCUUACUACGAAGUCCCCAGCUAUUGCGGAGAGAAUUGGAGGCGCUCCGAGUCGCGAAAUCCCUCCACCAUGGCCCCAGGCACGCGCGGGCCCGUCCCGAUACCCGUCGAGUUACAGAGUCACAACGUAACUCAAGACGUUCUCGAUCUCCUAGAUACUAAAUCUCCCUUCAACACCUCCGAAGACCUUCCGAGCAUAUCCCAGAAAGAUGUCAAAGCGGCAUUGGAUCGGUUGGCCAGCAGGUCCAUGGUCACAUACGAAACCAAGGAUGCAGAACAAGUGCUGCUCACCAAGGAGGCCGAGGACAUUGUUGCGAAGGGAAGCCAUGAGUACCGGGUCUGGGCUGCGGUGAAGGAGGCUGGAAAGGUUUCGAUAAAGGAGCUCCCUAACAUUGUGGGAGCGGAUUCUGCGAAGGUAGGAAGCGGCAAUGCUUUCAAGAACAAGUGGAUCAAGAAAGACGGCGAGUCGCUCGUACUUGUCACCGACGAAGUCAAAGAUUCAACACAAGAGACCCUGAAGAAGAUCCAAGAGUCCAAGACUCUGUCGGAUGCAAAACUCCUCGCGGACCUCAAGAAGCGGAAGCUCGUUACCGUCUCGAAGGUGAUAAGUUACAUUGUGAGCAAAGGAGAAAAGUAUGCGAAGGAGAUUCCGGUCGAGGUUACGGACCUGACUGCGGAAAUGCUGGCAAGCGGCGAGUGGGAGACCGCGAAUUUCAAACCGUACAAUUUCAAUGCUCUGGGAGCUGCACAGCACGCUGGCGCGCUACAUCCACUAAACAAGGUCCGGCAAGAGUUCCGCAACAUCUUCUUCAACCAAGGCUUCGUGGAAAUGCCCACUGCACACUUCGUCGACUCAGGUUUCUGGAAUUUCGACGCCCUCUUCGUGCCGCAACAACAUCCCGCUCGUGACAUGCAGGACACUUUCUUCAUUUCAGAUCCACCGAAGGCAGAUCGACCCCGGCCGGAUCCUGACACCGAGGCACAGCUAGAUGCCAUGGAGGCUGGAUCCAGACGGCUUUUCGCAACAGGAGAGAAGAGAGAAAUCAAACCUCGCAACUACGAGCAAUACUUCAAGAGUGUCCAACAAGUGCACCAAGACGGCGCCUUCGGCUCUAUCGGCUAUCGCUACCCCUGGUCAGAAGACGAAAGUCUCCGUCUUGUUCUCCGUACUCAUACCACAGCGGUGUCCACUUGGGUGUUGCACAGACUAGCAGAGGACCCACGCCCAGCGAGAUAUUUCUCCAUCGACCGAGUGUUCAGGAACGAGACUGUCGAUGCAACGCAUUUGGCCGAGUUCCACCAGAUAGAAGGUGUCAUUGCAGAUUUCGGGCUUACGCUGGGUGGCCUCAUGCGCUUCCUCGAGGACUUCUUCUCCAAGAUGGGCAUUGAGAAUCUGCGAUUCAAGCCGGCGUACAACCCCUACACGGAACCUAGCAUGGAGAUUUUCGGUUACCACAUUGGGUUGGGCAAGUGGGUUGAGAUCGGUAACAGCGGCAUGUUCCGGCCUGAGAUGUUGGAGCCCAUGGGUCUGCCCAAGGAUAUGAGAGUCUACGGAUUCGGUCUGUCGCUUGAAAGGCCGACCAUGAUCAAAUACGGUGUCUCUAAUAUCAGAGAACUUCUUGGCCAUAAGGUGGACUUGGACUUUAUCAAGAACAACGCUGCCGUCAGGUUGGACAAGCACUGAGGAGUGACACUUUACGAGUUUUCGCGACGGGCGACAUUGAGCUAUACACUUCGAAAAAUGGAGCGUGAACUGCUUUCUGACUUGCGGACGCUUGUAGAUAUGGAAUGAUGUUACGAUACCUAAGACAAUUGAGGAGGGCACGUUGUAUACCGACAUGAUUGCCCCGUUGCAUAUUGCAUUACAACUUGAUCAGACUUCGCGUGGGAGCCGUCCCCAGUAGGGAGGCACAGCAACGGGGUUAUGGCGCUGAGCAAGAGCAAAGCGCCUAAUCUGAGUAGGCGACUGUGCUAGAAGUCUACACAAUAGAGAAAUAAGAUGCGAUGGCAAGACAGAGUCACUCAGCCAAGUGCAGUAAGAGGACAGUGUAGGU